This is a messenger RNA of Sorghum bicolor (sorghum), 1367 nucleotides long. Its product is annotated as xylanase inhibitor protein 1. Gene Ontology annotation, molecular function: chitinase activity. Gene Ontology annotation, biological process: carbohydrate metabolic process. The coding region runs from base 258 to 1181 and encodes 307 amino acids. Gene Ontology annotation, cellular component: extracellular region. The record is from RefSeq and is a predicted model, not a curated record. NCBI's taxonomy places the organism in Eukaryota, Viridiplantae, Streptophyta, Magnoliopsida, Poales, Poaceae. The transcript has a single exon.
UCAGCAGCUCCAUUCUACACGGGUCCGGCCGGCGGAGAAGGCACAAUCAAAACCUAGCUGGCUGAAAAGCUUGCCCCGGUCAACCGCGCCGCCGUCUAUAGCUGCCCUACCCAUGCUGAAUUCCACACAUCUCUCCCUCCAAUGUUAUCUGUUCCGAUCCUAUAUAUAGUUGAGUCGAUUCUAGCUAAUCCUCCACACCAUUUGAUCAAGCAACUACUAGCUAGUAAUAAGCAAGCAAGCAAGCAAAUAAUCCAGCAAUGGCGGCGCCGGCGUUCGGAGGACGGCGGAGGCCGGCGUCAGCAGCAGCUCUCCUAGCCGUGGCGACCCUUGUUGUUGUCUUCCUCGCCGGGCCAGCCAUGGCCGCGGGGAACAAGACCGGCCAGGUGACGGUGUUCUGGGGCCGGAACAAGGCGGAGGGCACGCUCCGCGAGGCCUGCGACUCCGGGCUCUACACCAUGGUCAUCAUGUCGUUCCUCGACGUCUACGGCCCCAACGGCAAGUACCAUCUGGACCUGUCUGGCCACCCGAUCGCCGGCAUCGGCGACGACAUCAAGCACUGCCAGUUCGUCGGCGUCCCGGUGUCGCUCUCCAUCGGCGGCUUCGGCUCCGGCUACUCGCUCCCGUCCAAGCAGGCGGCGCUGGACCUCUUCGACUACCUCUGGAACGCCUUCUUCGGCGGGUCUAAACCCGGCGUCCACCGCCCCUUCGGCGACGUAUGGCUGGACGGCGUCGACCUCUUCCUGGAGCACGGGACGAACGCCACGGACAGGUACGACGUGCUGGCGCUGGAGCUCGCCAAGCACAACAUCCGCGGCGGUCCCGGGAAGCCGCUGCACCUGACGGCGACGCCGCGCUGCGAGUUCCCGCCGGCGGGGUACCUGAAGCGGGCGCUGGACACGGGCAUCUUCGAGCGCGUCCACGUCAGGAUCUACGACGACGCCGACUGCGAGGCGUACUGGCACCUGGCCUGGGACAGGUGGACGGCGGCGUACCCGGCCACCAGGUUCUACGUCGGGAUGACGGCGUCGGAGACGACGCACGGGUGGGUGCACCCCAAGAACGUCUACUACGACGUCGCGCCGUCGGUGCAGAAGGCGGACAACUACGGCGGGUUCAUGAUCUGGGAACGCUACGCGGACACGCUCUCCAACUACACCAGCAUGGUCAAGUACUAUGCGUGAUUGAUUUCUGAUCGAUUCAGUUCAGACAUGAAUGCUGCGUCAGCAGCAUCACUAGUGGUGUCUCUGUUUGUCUGGUACAGUAGUAUGUAUAACUGUAUAAUAAUACAGUCAUCACUGUGGUGGUGUGUAGUGUGUUUGCAUUUUGCAAGAAGGAAUAAAGUGACGAAUAAAAGAGAGUAAAAUACA